AUGAAUGUGUGUGCUCUGAGCUUGAAAAUUUUCUUACUAUGUCCCCGCCGUGUGUUUGCUGGUUCAACGCCGUCUAUUGAGAACUCCACGUCAGAGACAUCUGGUGUGAGCCAAGUCUCUGUGGGUGCGAUUAUGGACGGUUGUUCGAGGGUGAGGCAGUUUGUGGACAAGCAUUUCAACACCAUCUCUGAUGCCUCCGAGGGUGAGGAGCCGAAAGUUGAGUGGCCAGGUGGUUAG
This is a messenger RNA of Opisthorchis viverrini, 237 nucleotides long. RefSeq lists its product as hypothetical. Lineage: Eukaryota; Metazoa; Platyhelminthes; Trematoda; Opisthorchiida; Opisthorchiidae. The transcript is spliced from 3 exons. The record is from RefSeq and is a predicted model, not a curated record. Bases 1 to 237 code for a protein of 78 amino acids.